Conger conger (European conger) is the source of this 4870-nucleotide messenger RNA. RefSeq names its product RAS protein activator like 3 (gene rasal3). The record is from RefSeq and is a predicted model, not a curated record. Lineage: Eukaryota; Metazoa; Chordata; Actinopteri; Anguilliformes; Congridae. The transcript is spliced from 18 exons. Gene Ontology annotation, biological process: regulation of GTPase activity. The coding region runs from base 1008 to 4433 and encodes 1141 amino acids.
CAAACCCAGUGAUGUACAUCUGAAAACAUCAUCUACACUGCAAGAUGGGUGGAUAAAACAUCUAUGGCGAUAAAAUGAUUAAACAUUCUGGUCAAUACCUUGAAAGAGGAUUCACACUUCAGAAUGCUUGAUACCUGCCUGAAACGGUGUAUACCAAACCAGCAAUGAACCAGCCUUGUGGUUUUCAGGGCGUUUCAAUAAGUGCUUUGCGUCGCUAUUUUGAAGUGCAAUUCUUUAAAUUGAUUGGCUGAUUCUGGUUUCGGUGGGGAAGCAAACUUCCUCUGUGAUGAAAACAGGUUGACACGUUGCAGUGUAGCUUUCAUUACAAACGUGUACACAUUAAUCAAAUUAAUAUAUUUAUAUAUCCAGUGGACAAAGAACAAUAUUAAAUAUUUGAAGUAACCAAGGAUAAGGAGAAAUCAGAGUGGCCUUCCUCAAGAGAAGAAAUGGGAAGUGAAGAAAAAGGAUUGUGAGUGAAAAGACGUUGGGCGGUUUAGUGGAAGGGUAAAACCUGUGAGACUGCAUAUGAAAGAUUAAAUGGGGAAAGGGUGUGCAGAGCCAGGGCAAUUUAUGAAUUCAUGAAUUGUGAUAAGACAGAAAAAAAGAUCUAUAUUAAACAUUUGAAAGUAGUUUGAUGCAUAAAUAUGUGGUUGGGUAGAGAAUUACACGAGCAGAGUUAGCAGCCAUUAGGCGCAGAGGAAGUGAGUUCACAUCACUGAUGCAAGAAUAACGUUGACAGUGUCGAAGGACACAAGGUGAAAAAACAAGGCUUGUAACGGACACAAAAAGCAAGAGAGGCAAAGACGACUGUCUGAAGGAGCAACCAAAGUUAUGGAAAGAAGUGAGCUUUGGAUGAAGGAGGAAGAAAAGAAGACAAAUUAAAGAUUUCUCAAUCACUGCUUAGGACUGUGCAUGUGCUUGGCCAUUCACCGAGUACAGAAUCUGAAAUUUAGACAUUACAGAUAAGGAAACAGGUACAGAAAGUAAAGAGCUAUAUCUUACUGACAAUGGGUACCAACAAGGAAGCAGACUUUGAGCAGGCAGCCCCAAAUAACCUAGAGGAGGCGGGGUCCUCUGGGAAGGAGGCCCUAGCUGACCCUCAGCCAGAUGGACCAGAAGAGUCUGGCCUUCUAAACACCUACAAGUGGCACACCAGGGGCCGGUCACCUUCGGAUGGAGGGAAGACCGAGGGUGCGGCGCAGACUGCUGUAGAGAGGACAGAGAAAAACCCAACCAAGUGGAGCAAGAUGCAGAGCUGGCGGAAAGCCUUGAGCGAGGACGCGGCAGACAGGAGCUCCGCUCGCCCGGAGACCUCCAGGCCUGAGAAAGGCACCGGACCGCGGAAGAACCCGUUCCGCAGGGCCCUCUCCGAGCCUCCCGGGGCUCUCCUCUCCGUUAUCUCGGCCAUCCCCUCCUCGCAGGCGGCCGACGCCUCCCCUGCCGGUUCUUCUCCUCAGGAGGCCCAGGGAGGCAGAGCCCUCUUCAGGAAGUAUCUGCGCACAGUCUCCCAGAAGUUCAAGAAACCACGACUGCAUGGUCGAAACAGCACGCCGCUCUACCAAGAUGAGGUGGACGGGAACGAGGUCCGCACUGUGCCUCAGGACCCACCGAGGCUCCCCUGGGCCCCACCCCAGGACAUCCCCAUCUGGGACAUCAGCAGAUGUGACCUGCAGGAUGGACAGAUCCUCAUCCCACGGGAGGAUGAGCCCAUCAUGUGGACCCGGAAUCGUGCCAGCAGCUGUUUGUUCAGCGCCAGCAUGCAGAAUCUCACAGGGAGCCACGGCAACCUGGAAUGUACCCCCGAUCAUGUGACCAACACUGGGCCAAGAAUAAAGACUUCCGAUGGAGGAGUUCGGGGGAUGAUUAAGCGGCGCUUCAUGGGCGGAGCGCUGAGGAAGAGCAACACGCAGAUAGACACUGCUGGGAUGAACAGCGGCAGGGUGCACGGUUCUCGAGACUCCGUCUACAUACCGGUCGGUACUGCAGAAAGCCUGGACCUGAGCUCGGACAAGAGCACCAUCAUCCGGCCAGUCCACAGCUCCAUCCUGGGGGAGAAGUACUGCUUUGAGGUGAUCAACACAGAGAACAGCCACUGUUUUGGGUGCAGUUCAGCUGCUGAAAGAGACCGCUGGAUUGAGGACCUGAGGAGAUCUGCCCAUCCCAAUAAGGACAACUGCGAGCGCACAGAGACCUCUCUCAGCCUGUGGGUGAACGAGGCCAAGGACCUGCCUCCGAAGAGACGGUACUACUGCGAGCUGCACUUGGACGGGACCCUGUUCGCUCGCACCAGCAGCCGGGCCGUCGGCAAGUCAGCCAGCCGCUCCAGCCAGGCCAGCGACGGGGGCCUGGGGGCCUCAGGCGGGGGCCUGGGAGGCGGCGGUGGGGCCGGAGUAGGGGGCUGCCAGCUCUUCUGGGGCGAGCUUCUAGAGCUGGACAACCUCCCGCUCUUCACCCAGCUCACUCUGCACCUCUUCCGCGACGAGGACCCCAAGAAGAAGCGGCACUCCAGGGACGAGGCCCUCUUCCAGCCCCUGGGCAGUGUGGCCAUCCCUCUGGCGGAGAUCACGGGACGGGCCUAUCAGGAGAGGUGGUAUCCCAUCGUCCCCUACAAGGGGGCCGGGCCUGUGGGGACUAGGGACCAGCUGGGGCCCCAGGCCUCCAUCCGUGUGAAGGCCCGCUUCCAGAACCUGCACGUCCUGCCAAUAGAGAAGUACAAGGAGUUUGCGGAGUUUGUGACGGUGGACUACAUGGGCAUGUGCAGCAGCCUGGAGCCCCUGCUGAACGUCAGGGAGAAGGAGGAGCUGGCCGGGGCGCUGGUGCACGUGCUGCAGAGCAUCGGCAUGGCCAAGAACUUCCUGAUUGCCCUGGGCAGUGCGGAAGUCCAGCGCUGUGGUGAGAAGGAGGCUCUGAUCUUCAGGGAGAACACUCUGGCCACCAAGGCUAUCGACGAGUACAUGAAGCUGGUGGGGCAGAAGUACCUCAUUGAGACUCUUGGGGAAUUCAUUGCUCGGCUGUACGCUUCAUCAGAAAGCUGUGAGGUCGACCCCCGCAAGUGCCCUGGUUCUGAGUUACUUAGCAACCAGAAGCACCUGACGGAGACAUGUGAAGAAGUGGUGAAGAGAAUCACUGAGAUGUACAGGGGAGAUGGAGAAAGUUCCUUCCCAGUGGAGCUGAAUGAGAUUUUCUCCAGAUGGGUGGAGGAGUGUGAGGGGCGGGGUCGGGGAGAGAUUGGCCAGCGCCUCAUCUCAGCGUCGCUCUUCCUGCGGUUCCUGUGUCCGGCCAUCCUGAGCCCCUCCCUGUUCGGCCUGACCCAGUCCUACCCUGACCCGCCCACCCUCCGAACGCUUACCCUCACAGCCAAGGUCAUCCAGAACCUGGCAAACUUCACAUUGUUCGGGGAGAAGGAGGAGUACAUGCUGUUCAUGAAUGACUUCCUGCAGCAGCAGUGGGACAGCAUGCGGGGCUUCGUCCAGAGGGUGUCCUGCCCGGACAGCGAGCUGGACAUGGCCCACUUCAACGGCUACGUGGACCUGCCGCUGCGUCUGGCGGUGCUGCACAGCCUGCUCACCGACAUCAUCGCCCCCAUGCAGCAGGACACCAUAGACCAGCUAAACCCCCUGCCCUCCAUCCUGAAUGAGAUCUCAGCCGCCCUGGGUCCUAACACCCCCCAUAUCAAUGUCAGCAGCCUGCGCACGGAGCAGUCCAAGCCCACGUUCGUGCCCCCGAGGGAGCUGAUGAAGUACAGCCCCCACCACAGCUCCCUGGCGCAGCUGCCCACGGACGGGACCGGCGGACAGGGGCCGCGCGACGCCAAGGCCAGGAAGCGCGUGAUGAGGACCCAGAGUGUCCCCGACCGCAUAAAGCACCAAAGACGCCCCCCAAAGAGGCAGGCCAGCAACGAGGUCCUUCCUCAGGAGGACCCGGGGUCCGAGGCCAACUCGGCAUGUCGAGACAUUUCCUACCCCCGGACCUGCAACAGUGUGAAGCACCCAUCAGCUCCAGUGCCCUGGAUCAUCAAUGUCACAAAGGAGCCCUAUGAGAUGCAGACUGGGCGGGAAGAGCUUAAUUCACUGGACAGGCACGAGCAGGAGCUGUCAGAGCUGCGUCUGGGCGUGGAGCAGGUCACCGAGCGCGAGCUUGAAAUGGCCAAACGGCUAGAGGACUUCAUCGCCCAGAGCCAGGACCAGAAUGCAAUGCUGCAGGCAGAGGUCGAGGAGUUGCGAAAUCUGCUGGCAAUUCAGGAGGAGCAGCUUACUAAUGCCACCUUCAGGCUGGGAGUGAUAGAAGAAGAGAGGGAGGAAGAUGAAAAGAAACUGAACGUUGCCGUUGCAGCAGCCGAGAGAAUGAGCCAACUGGAGGAGCAGUUUGCCGGCCUGCUGCAGGACAUGAACCGGAUGGGAGGACAGGCAAACACAGAACAUGCGGUGCCAUAGACCGCAAAGAACCUGCUAUGAAAAAGCAGCUGAAGUCACAUACAGUACACGGGUUAACCUCUAAUUUAACUGCUGUCAUCCAGUGUGCAGUACCGCCCAGUCACAAUGGUUAAAGGUAUGCAAUGCAAAAUGCUAUUAAGACUGAGCUGUGCAACAAAGCAGAAAAAUCUAUUCCAGGUAAAGAAUAUAUUUUGAAAUGCAGACUUGCAUCCAUGCGGGAAAAUGUGAAACACUGUAUUAUUGUCACCAAUAUUACUAUUAUCAAUAACUAAUCUUUUUUUAACUUUUACAAUUACAAUCUGUUUUGUUUAAACACUGGCAUUGCGCUGCAGUAUGUGAUUUAACAAAUAUACUCGACAUUUUCUGUUUUCUAAGUGAAGCUAAGGUUUUACUUUUUUGAUGUUAAAGUUGAGGUAAAUAAAGCGCAUCAAAACAUA